This is a messenger RNA of Cygnus olor (mute swan), 547 nucleotides long. RefSeq names its product proline rich 15 (gene PRR15). The coding region runs from base 156 to 509 and encodes 117 amino acids. Lineage: Eukaryota; Metazoa; Chordata; Aves; Anseriformes; Anatidae. The record is from RefSeq and is a predicted model, not a curated record. The transcript is spliced from 2 exons.
GCCUGUCGCCGGCUGUCGCCGCCUGUCGCCACGCCGCAGAGCCGGCCGGCCGCCGCUCGCCGCCUGCCAUGGAGCCCUAGGAGCGUGCGGCGGGAGGGGCGGCCGCGCUUCCCCGGGGACGAGGACAGCGCUCCCGCAGCAGAGGCAGCGCCGAGAUGGCGGACAGCGCCGCGGCCACCGCCGCCGCCCCCGCCGCUAAGGGCGGCAGCUCGGCGGGGCACUGGUGGAAGUCGCUGACCGGCGGCAAGAAGAAGCACAAGGAAGCGGCGGCCGCCCCCUCCCCGCCGCCUCCCCCCGCCGCCCCCGGCCCUCGGGAGGGCGCGACGCCCCCCUUCGGCAGCGGGGAGGCCCCGGGGACUGGGGCUGGCGGCGGAGCCCGGCGGAGCCUCCGCGUGUCGCACUCGGGGCGCUUCAAGGAGACGCGCAAGGCGCGCACCCCGCUGCUGGCCGACAGCCCCCAGGUCUUCAACGGCGGCGACCCCGGCCGCGCCGCCCCGGGGGGCCAGUAGCCACGGCGGGGGACUCGCCCCGCCGCUUCGCCCCGCUC